AUGGACGAUCUGAAACUUCAAGAAGAACUUGGAAAGGGUCAAUAUGGCACAGUACAAAAGGUGUCUCAUCAAGUGACCAACGUUGUCAUGGCAAUGAAGGAAAUUCGGUUAGAAUUGGAUGAAACAAAAUUGCACCAGAUUUUGAUGGAGCUGGAUAUUUUGCACAAGAGUACAAGCGACUACAUUGUAGAGUUUUAUGGCGCGUUCUUUAUUGAAUCGUGUGUUUAUUAUUGCAUGGAGUACAUGGAUGCCGGUUCACUCGACAAACUCUAUGGCGAUGGUGUUCCAGAAGAUGUUUUGUCAAAGAUUACACAUUCGAUGGUGAAAGGACUUCGAUUUCUCAAAGAUGACCUGUCUAUCAUUCACAGAGACGUCAAGCCUACCAAUGUACUAGUCAACUUGGCAGGUCAGGUUAAAUUGUGUGAUUUUGGUGUAUCUGGACAGUUGGACAAGUCUUUGGCAAAAACCAAUAUUGGUUGCCAGAGUUACAUGGCUCCUGAACGUAUCAAGGCCGCCAAUACAUAUACUGUUUCGUCAGAUGUGUGGUCCCUGGGUCUGUCGUUGGUUGAAAUGGCCGGUGGAAAGUACCCUUACACCUAUGACAACAUGUUUGCCCAACUAAAGGCCAUUGUUGAUGAAGAACCCCCCACACUACCGGAAGAGUUUACACCAGAUGCCAAAGACUUUAUAUCAGCCUGUCUGCGUAAGGAUCCUCAGAAGCGACCAACUUAUGGCGAGUUGCUUGAACAUCCGUUUAUUACAAAGUAUCAGGAUGUAGAUGUAGAUAUGGCUGCGUGGGCUCAGCAAGCAUUGGCAACGCGAAAGGCAAGAGAUCUUGAAGCCAGACAGAAAUCUGUAGCCAAGCCCAAUGUUUCUUAA
Phycomyces blakesleeanus NRRL 1555(-) is the source of this 879-nucleotide messenger RNA. RefSeq lists its product as hypothetical. Lineage: Eukaryota; Fungi; Mucoromycota; Mucoromycetes; Mucorales; Phycomycetaceae. The record is from RefSeq and is a predicted model, not a curated record. Gene Ontology annotation, biological process: protein phosphorylation; cellular hyperosmotic response; MAPK cascade. Gene Ontology annotation, molecular function: MAP kinase kinase activity; ATP binding. The transcript is spliced from 7 exons. The coding region runs from base 1 to 879 and encodes 292 amino acids.